AUGGGUUUACAAGGUAAGCAUAGGGCAGAUGGUUCUAUAGAGAGGUACAAAGCUAUAUUGGUUGCCAAAGGGUACACUCAACAGCUAGGAGUGGAUUACAUUGAGACAUUAUCUCUUGUGACUAGAAUGACAACUAUUAGAACUUUUUUGGCAUUAGUUGUUGCAAGAGGUUGGGAUAUUCAGCAACUUGACUUAAAUAAUUCCUUCUUGCAUGGAGAUUUAGAGGAGGAGGUUUACAUGGUACUACCUCCAGGGUUCCAAACCAGCAAAUCCAAUCAAGUGUGUAGACUACUGAGGUCCUUAUAUGGACUCAAACAAGAAAGUAGGCAAUGGAAUGCCAAGCUCACUAAAGCCUUACAAGACAAUGGCUUUCAUCAAUCCUCAGCAGACCCUUCCUUGUUUACAAAGCAAUCAGAACACUCCUUUACUGCUUUAUUGGUCUAUGUAGAUGAUAUCCUUGUUGCAGGCACAAAUCCUAAUCAGAUAAAGGAGUUGAAACAUUUUUUAGAUAGAUCUUUUAAGAUUAAAGAUCUUGGUGCCCUAAUCUAUUUUUUAGGCAUUGAGGCAUUCAGGAACACAGAAGGGAUCAACAUCUAUCAGAGGAAAUAUACUUUGGAAAUCUUGCAGGAGAAUGGAUUCUUGGAAGCUAAGCCUGCAAAGACACCAUCUGUUCCAGGUCAGAGAUUAACCUCUUUGGAAGGUAAUCUCCUUGCACAACCUGAAGUUUUCAGAAGAUCGGUUGGCAAGCUGUUAUAUCUAACUAACACCAGACCUAACAUAACAUAUGCUGUUCAACAACUCAGCCAGUUUGUAGACAAACCAAGAGACACUCAUCUGGUUGCAGCUCAUAGAGUGUUGAGGUAUCUCAAAGCCUCACCUGGAAAGGGUCUGUUCUAUCCCUCAAAUCCCCACAUCAAAUUACAAGGCUUCUCUGAUUCAGAAUGGGCAACUUGCGUAGAAAAUAGGAAGUCCAUAACAGGUUUCUGCAUUUAUCUGGGAAACUCUUUGAUCUCAUGGAAGACCAAGAAACAAGCUACUGUCUCUAGGUCAUCCUCAGAAGUAGAGUACAAAGCACUAGCUUCAACAACUUGUGAGAUUCAAUGGCUCUUAUAUAUUAUAGCAGACAUGAAAGUUAAAGUGAAUAAUCUUGUGGCCUUAUUCUGUGAUAAUAGUUCUGUUGUUGCCAUAGUUGAGAACCAUGUGUUUCAUGAGCACACAAAGCACACCGAGAUAGAUUGUCAUGUGGUUAGACAAAAGAUUAAUGAAGGGGUGAUCAAACUCCCAAGUGUUACUUCUCACAAUCAAAUUGCAGAUGGCUUCACCAAAGCCUUUGUUUGA
Ipomoea nil (Japanese morning glory) is the source of this 1338-nucleotide messenger RNA. RefSeq lists its product as uncharacterized. The transcript has a single exon. The coding region runs from base 1 to 1338 and encodes 445 amino acids. The record is from RefSeq and is a predicted model, not a curated record. NCBI's taxonomy places the organism in Eukaryota, Viridiplantae, Streptophyta, Magnoliopsida, Solanales, Convolvulaceae.